AUGAAACUGAUCAACCCACCAUGGGUAAGCCAUGAUGGUGGAGCUAUAUACUCUUUGGAUGUUCAUCCUUAUGCAGAUAAGAUAGUUACUUGUGGACAAGGGGACAUAGGGGGGAACGGAUUAAUCGUUGUUUGGAACAGCAUACCCAUCCUAAAUGAAGAUCGAGACAAAAACAUUCCCAAGAUUUUAGCAAGAAUUCAGCACCAAGCCGGAGUAAACUGCGUAAGAUGGAGUACUGAUGGAACCCUGUUAGCUGCUGCUUCAGACGAUAAAGUUGUUACAGUCUAUGAAUAUGGCGGUCGUGUCAAAUCCUCGGGCACGAUUGGUAGUAAAGAAAUUCUAGCAGUAGAAAAGUAUAGGAUUGUGCACAAUAUGCAUAUGCAUACAAUGGAAGUCCUCUCCGUGGAAUGGUCGGACGAUGGAAGAUUUUUGGCAUCUGGAUCCAUGGACAAUACAGUAAUUAUUUGGAACGCUAAGCGUUUACCUGAGAAAGUUAUUGUACUGGAUCAUAAACGAGACGGUCACACCGCGCCCGUGAAAGGUAUUAGUUGGGAUCCGAUAGGAAAAUAUAUUGCAACUCAGUCUGCUGACAAGACUGUGAAAUGCUGGAAAACAGAUAAUUGGCAAUGUGAAAAAACUGUUAGUGAACCAUUCGUUGAGAGUGGUCAAACUACUAUGUUCAGUAGAUUGGGAUGGGCUGCAGACGGACAGUUCUUGUUUGCACCAUGUGCUAUGAAUAAUCAAGGUCCUGUAUGCCAAAUUAUUCGCCGAAAAGAUUGGGAUUCUUCUAUGGAUUUAGUUGGCCACAGAAAAGCUGUUACUGUUGUUAAAGUGUCAAAACGUUUAUUACAUUAUGUCGAUUAUUCCGGUAAAAAAAUGCAGGUUUCUUUGUUAGCUGUGGGUUCACGUGAUAAGUCACUCUCUGUAUGGGUUUUUCCUUUAGUCAAAAGACCAGUUAUUGUUAUGACUCGUAUAUUCAAACAUUCCAUAAUGGACAUUACUUGGAAAGGGUUAGAUUUGGUUGUUUGUUCUCAGGAUGGUUCUGUGAAGUAUUUCGUGUUCAGUGUCAAAGAACUAGGAGACUUGGCUAGUAUCGAACAAAUGGGAACAGAGUGUGAACUGCUUUACAAGAGCAAACCUCCUCAAUUCUGUGAACAGGAUCUGAAUUGUGCAACUCCUGGAAAGUUGAAUAGUACUUUUAUCGACACUGCUGAGCAGCUUGUUGCAAAAAGAAAGGCCGAAGAAGCCACGAUGGAUGUUGAUUCAACGAAAUCCUCAUUCAUGGAAAAAAUUGAUGCAAUUCAAAAAAGGAAGACAGAAGAGCUUCUAGAGAAGAGAAAAGAACAAGUCGAGACGAGAACUAACGAUGGAAAACGACGAAUACAACCCAUUUUCUUGGCAUCUACAGUUGAUGAUGAACCCCCUGCUACAUCCGUUCCUGCUACUAGUACUACUACUACGACUACUACAACUGUUCAAGCUUCUUCUAAUAGCGAGCCUACAACCGAAGAAAAUGUGGUUACAACAGGGAAGGUUGUUGCAGGAAAACAAAGUCCUCCACCUAAGAAAACUAGAUUAGAACUAACUACUGAUGAUUCAACUGCCGAUGACAGUAGUGAUGACUGUGCAGAUAUUACCAUGUCUGAUGAUGAGUCUGCUAAAGAUGCGUCUGCUCAACCUUCAAGUAAAGGACCCGCCGAACAAAUGAUGAGAGCUGAUUUCAAAAAACCAUCAUUGAGACUUGUUGAUAACACCCAUAUUGCUGUAUCGGAUGCUAAUACUGUUUUGGACACACCUGAACAGAAGUCCACCCUGACUGAAACGGUCAUAGGACUGAUUGGAGACACAGUUGAUAUUCAGAAUGAGUGGGCUUGUACUGGUACGACAACAAGUAAACUAACGUAUACUAAAAAGAAAGAGCAUGUUUGGUCAGCUUUUGUUGGUCCACCUGUAGCUAUCGUUGCGGCUAAUCGACUCUGGACAGUCGUGGGGUGUUUUGAUCGAACUGUACGUGUAUAUGCAAGCACUAGUGGAAGAUUACAAAGUUGUCUCCAACUAGAUUCAGUCCCUGUCCGUGUUGGGUUAAAUGGAAACAAAAUGUUUGCUCUCACGCAAACUGGAAGAUUCAGUUCUUGGGAUGUGGAAAAAUGCAAAGCUUUACUAUCCCGACAACCCAUCUCCGAUUGUGUCUCAAAAGAUGCAAACCUCACAUCUAUAUCCCUCUCACCACUAGGAAUGCCUCUGAUAGGGUUUUCAACGGGAAAUUUAUUCACUUUCUCCACAGACAUGCAAUGUUGGCAUUUGGUCGACUCAUCAUCUUCGGUGUUGAGGCUCUGUGACUCAAUCGAACCUUAUGAACUAGGUGAUGGGCAAUUAGGGAAAAUUCUAAAAAAGCGAAAGAGAGGUGUUCCUGCUCUGAAAGUUCCAGCCGGUGUUCGCUCCAGCGUCACAGAAAAUCAGUUAGAGUCUUGGUUAGCUUCUGCACUCAUCACAGGCUGCUCCACGGAUUAUAGACGACUGUUAAUGACCUAUGCUCAGCAGCUCAUAAAAGACAAAUCAACAAUUAAGCUGAAAGAAUUACUUACCAAGUUCGAAGGCAACGGACUGAUUUGUGGGCUACAAAAAAAUGCCUUACGCCAAGAUAUUGAAGAUAUUGUUAAAACUGAUCCCAUUCUCGCCACCAUGAUCACAGCCAAGCGUAACACAAUUAUUUAA
Auanema sp. JU1783 is the source of this 2715-nucleotide messenger RNA. Lineage: Eukaryota; Metazoa; Nematoda; Chromadorea; Rhabditida; Rhabditidae. The record is from the annotation of a GenBank genome assembly.